AUGGCUGGGGCAGAGGUGCUGGGCCACCACGGACCCGAAGAUGCUGGGGCAUGCAUGGGGGAUGUCCCCUCCCUUAAAGAAAUCGAGCAGCUCCUGAACACUGGGCGGCCCUCUUGCAACCACGUUGAUGAAGUAUGGCCUAAUCUCUUCUUAGGAGACCUAGUAACAGCUCACAACAGAUUUGUUUUGUGGAAGAUGGGUGUGACUCAUGUUUUAAAUGCUGCCCACAGCACAGCAUACAGCCAUGGAGGCCAGGACUUCUAUGGAGCAACCAUUGAUUACUAUGGUGUACCAGCCCAUGACCUCCCAAGCUUUGAUAUAAGCCAGUUCUUUUUCUCUGCGGCACAAUUUAUCCACAACGCCUUGAACACGCCAGGAGCUAAAAUUUUGGUACAUUGUGCAGUUGGAGUAAGCAGGUCAGCUUCCCUAGUCCUAGCAUAUCUCAUGAUACAUCACCACCUCCCAUUGGUUGAAGCUAUCAAAACAGUGAAGGAACAUCGAUGGAUUUCACCCAAUCGUGGCUUUCUGAAACACCUGCGAAAUUUGGAGGUUAAGCUACGGCAAAAGAAGGACUGCUGA
Messenger RNA from Gavia stellata (red-throated loon), 579 nucleotides. It is a transcript of the gene DUSP13A, whose product is annotated as dual specificity phosphatase 13A. The record is from RefSeq and is a predicted model, not a curated record. Gene Ontology annotation, biological process: negative regulation of MAPK cascade; protein dephosphorylation. NCBI's taxonomy places the organism in Eukaryota, Metazoa, Chordata, Aves, Gaviiformes, Gaviidae. Gene Ontology annotation, cellular component: cytoplasm. Gene Ontology annotation, molecular function: protein tyrosine/serine/threonine phosphatase activity; MAP kinase phosphatase activity. Bases 1 to 579 code for a protein of 192 amino acids. The transcript has 3 exons.